AUGUAUUUUACGUCUCCUUUGGUUCAUGGAAUGACUCCUCAGUUUAUACCCCUGCCUCCCCCAGCAAAACGAUUAGUGCUGUUUGUCGCUGAUGGCCUGCGAGCAGAUAAACUUUAUGAAUUAGAAGAAGAUGGAAAUUCUAGGGCACCAUUUGUUAGGAAUGUCAUAAUGAACGAAGGCAGCUGGGGCACCUCUCACACGCGUGUGCUGACCGAGUCUCGGCCCAGGCACGUGGCCAUGAUUGCAGGGUUUUAUGAAGAUGUCAGCACAGUUGCCAAAGGAUGGAAGGAAAAUCCUGUAAAAUUUGAUUCUCUUCUUAAUGAAACCAGGUACACAUGGUCCUGGGGAAGCCCAGACAUCAUGACUAUGUUUACCAAAGGUGACCUUGGAAACCAUAUUUUUGCACACACUUAA
Messenger RNA from Rangifer tarandus platyrhynchus (Svalbard reindeer), 414 nucleotides. The record is from the annotation of a GenBank genome assembly. NCBI's taxonomy places the organism in Eukaryota, Metazoa, Chordata, Mammalia, Artiodactyla, Cervidae.